GGUUGUGAGGAGGGAGGCGGAGGCUGAGGCAAAGCAAUAGAGCAGGAGCGACGACGAAGGGAAGACCAGCGACCACCCCCCUCCGAGCCGCCGCCGCUGCUGCUGCGCCCCGUUGGGGGGUGGGGAGGGACCCACGACAUGGCCGGACGCCGCCGGCUUUUAAUGUGAAAGAACAUCUGAACAACUUUUGAACCUAAUUGGAAGGAAGAGUGCUAUUAGCUGAACUUUGCUUUAUAUACAGUGCUACAAAACACUGCAAAUAAGGGUGACGAGGACCUUGUCUCUUAACCUGGCUCUGUCAUGGAUGAAGAGACUCAGCACAGCCUUGAAUGCAUCCAAGCUAAUCAGAUCUUCCCCAGGAAGCAGCUGAUCAGAGAGGAUGAGAAUCUCCAGGUCCCUUUUCUUGAACUUCAUGGUGAAAGCACAGAAUUUGUGGGACGAGCAGAAGAUGCCAUUAUUGCACUUUCCAACUACAGGCUUCACAUCAAAUUUAAGGAAUCGGUUGUGAAUAAUGUCUGUAAAUUUGCUGCUUGUGAGACCUCAGUUCCAUUACAGCUUAUAGAAAAUGUUGAAUGCCGGGACAUAUUUCAGCUUCAGUUGACUUGUAAGGACUGUAAAGUUAUCAGGUGUCAGUUUUCUACCUUUGAGCAAUGUCAAGAGUGGCUUAAACGGCUGAACAAUGCAAUACGUCCUCCAUCAAAGAUAGAAGAUCUGUUUUCAUUUGCUUACCAUGCCUGGUGUAUGGAGGUGUAUGCUAGUGAAAAAGAACAGCACGGUGAUUUGUGUCGACCAGGGGAUCACGUAACAUCAAGAUUUAAAAAUGAGGUUGAAAGGAUGGGUUUUGAUAUGAACAAUGCCUGGAGGAUUUCCAAUAUCAAUGAGAAGUACAAACUUUGCAGUAGCUACCCCCAAGAACUCAUAGUUCCUGCUUGGAUCACAGAUAAAGAGCUGGAGAGUGUGGCAAGCUUCCGAUCUUGGAAACGCAUCCCUGCUGUCGUUUACAGGCACCAGAGCAAUGGAGCUGUAAUUUCCCGUUGUGGGCAGCCUGAAGUCAGUUGGUGGGGCUGGAGAAAUGCUGAUGAUGAACAUCUUGUCCAAUCAGUGGCCAAAGCCUGUGCCUCAGACUCGAAGUCCAACAACAGUAAACUAAUGAAUGGAAACUGUUCAAGAGAUUUUUCCAACGGAGGAGACUUUUCUGAUAUGGAGUUUGAUUCCUCCAUGUCAAAUGCUUCAGGAGUGGAAAGCUUAGCUAUCCAGCCUCAGAAACUCUUGAUCUUGGACGCACGCUCUUAUGCAGCUGCUGUGGCAAACAGGGCCAAAGGAGGAGGCUGUGAAUGCCCAGAGUAUUAUCCGAACUGUGAAGUAGUGUUCAUGGGAAUGGCAAACAUCCAUUCUAUCCGGAAGAGUUUUCAGUCGCUGCGUUUGCUCUGCACGCAAAUGCCAGACCCUGGAAACUGGCUAUCAGCUCUGGAAAGCACCAAAUGGCUGCAGCACCUGUCUGUGCUUCUGAAAUCAGCACUGCUGGUAGUUCAUGCAGUGGACAGAGACCAGCGACCUGUCUUGGUGCAUUGUUCAGAUGGCUGGGACCGAACACCGCAGAUAGUGGCUCUGGCUAAGCUGCUACUGGAUCCAUAUUACAGGACCAUAGAGGGUUUCCAGGUGCUGGUGGAAACGGAGUGGCUGGAUUUUGGCCAUAAGUUUGCCGAUCGCUGUGGCCAUGGUGAGAAUUCGGAUGACCUGAAUGAACGCUGCCCAGUGUUUUUGCAGUGGCUCGACUGUGUCCAUCAGCUCCAGAGGCAAUUCCCUUGCUCUUUCGAGUUUAACGAAGCAUUCCUUGUCAAGUUGGUGCAGCAUACCUACUCUUGCCUUUUUGGUACAUUCCUGUGCAACAAUGCGAAGGAGAGAGGAGAAAAGCACACCCAAGAAAGGACAUGUUCAGUUUGGUCUUUGCUGCGAGCAGGAAACAAAGCCUUCAAAAAUCUGCUCUACUCCUCCCAAUCGGAAUCUGUGCUGUAUCCUGUGUGCCACGUACGAAACCUAAUGCUUUGGAGUGCAGUUUAUUUGCCAUGUUCUUCCCCUUCUACCCCAGCGGAUGAUACUUGUGCCCCUUAUCCAGUCCCAAACUCUACUCCUGAAGAUCAGCCUCUGGGAAGGCUACCAAAGACAAGGUCCUUUGACAAUCUGACAACGGCCUGUGACAGCAGUGUACCUACAACCAACCGGCGCAGUAGUGAUCCCAGUCUCAAUGAGAAAUGGCAGGAGCACCGCCGUUCUCUAGAGCUCAGCAGCCUUGGGAAUCCAGGGGACGAUCUCUUUGAUGGGGAGAACCUGGGCAAACAAGGCAAGACUCUGGUUGGAGCAGAACUUUCUGUGGCUGCAGGUGUAGCAGAAGGACAGAUGGUGAACAUCUUGCAGGAGGCUACCAAGGAGGAAGGAGGCCUGGAGGAAAGCAUGAGGAGCACGGUGGAAACAGCAGGUAAAGAAGGAGAAGAGGAUGUUUCCCAGGAUAAAGAAAGCAGGACUGAAAACCUGGAUGGCAAUGUGGAUGGUACGUGUAAAAAGACUGAGAAGGAGGCAGAUACUCUUGUGGACAAUCCAGUUUCCAUCCAGCAGGUGGAUUCACAGGGUGCUUUUGAACUUCAAGGACAAGAGAAUGAGCAUAUAGCUGUCCAGAAGUCAUCUCAGGUGAGAGGACUGCAGACUGGCUUUUUGGACAACAUUGUAAAUAGUAGCAUUCAAAGAGAAGAGGAGAACAGUGUUAGACUAUCUGUAGAAACUGAAAACCCCCAUGGUACCCCCCAGCAUAGCCCACUGUUGCCUGUCCUGCAGGAAGCAGGAAUAUCAAACAUGGAGAGUUCUACUGAAACCUUAACAGAGAAUGGAGCUAAGACAGAACUGAUCCAAAAUUUCCCUUGCCAUUGGUUCCAUUCCAUGGAAAACAGUGCUGAUGAAUUUCCCCAGACUGUUGAAAGUAGACCUGGGAGGGAGGACAUGAUAGAACUUCACAUACUGGCAACAAACAGGACUCCUAAGAUCAGCAACAUGCACAACCCGUUGCCUUCACCUUGUGCCUUGCCUUUAACUGAAUGUAAAGUGGAGAUUGUCUGUAAUGGGGAGGUGGAGUCUGAGAACAAGGUGACAGAGAAACCCACAGGGUUCAGUGUUACCCAGAAGUACCCUGCGCCAAAUGGACACUGUGUGAAUGGAGAGGAAGGUAGGAUAAAGGUCCCUCUGAGCCGGCAGGUCUCCACAGCUAGCUGCAGUUCUGCUCCAUUGCAUCUGAGGAACCUGCACCACAAGGGGAUUCAUACCGUGGCAGGUCGGCACCAGACAGCAAAUAGCCCAGACCAGCCUGCCCGUAGCCAUCUGGAUGAUGAUGGGAUGCCAAUCUAUGCUGAUGUAAUUCAGCAGCGCCUCCGCCAGAUUGAAACUGGACAUCAGCAAGAGGUGGAGACGUUAAAGAAGCAGGUGCAAGAGCUGAGGAGCCGGUUGGAGAGCCAGUACCUGAACAGCUCGCUACGUUUCAAUGGUGACUAUGGAGAUGAAGUGACUUCAAUACCUGACUCGGAAAGCAAUCUGGAUCAGAACUGCUUGUCUCGCUGCAGUACAGAGAUUUUCUCUGAAGCCAGCUGGGAGCAGGUGGAUAAACAGGACACAGAGGUGACACGGUGGCUUCCUGAUCACUUGGCUGCACACUGUUACGGCUGCGACAGUGCAUUCUGGCUUGCUAGCAGGAAGCAUCACUGCAGGGACCCUGAACGUGUUGAUCAGACUUGGAAUUGUGGGAAUGUGUUUUGCUCCAGCUGCUGUAACCAGAAGGUGCCGGUCCCCAGCCAGCAGCUCUUCGAACCGAGCCGGGUCUGCAAAUCCUGCUACAGCAGCUUGCAUCCUGCUAGCUCCAGCCUUGAUCUUGAACUGGACAAGCCUAUUGCUGCCACUUCAAACUGAAGCUCCAGCCUGGAAGGAAACUGGGGGAGAGGCUGCCACCUCUGCCCUCAGAGUGGACAUGCACACCCUCGAUGGACUGAAGCUGGUCAGACUGGAGAGGCCGUGCACUUUGGAGUGGGGAGUACGGAACACUGCUCAGAGGGAGAGGGCGUGAGGAUGUAUUGGUGGAGUGUGGAAACCUUUACUUUCCAUCUGUUGCUCCCCAUUUACUUCUCAUCCUACUUGUGUGUUAUAUUGUGUUGAUUUUGCUGAAAGACUGUGAAAAGGGGCCUGAGCCUGGAAUCUGUUUCUCCCACAGGCAUUUUUGCUGCCCUGCUGUUGAACUGUGCUGCAGACAGAUAACUCCUGUCUUACCAAGAUGAGAGUAGGUGCAAUCAGUCCAGGGACAUUGUGAAUACCUGUAGCAUCAGUGCUAGUGCUUUCAGUCACUCCUGUUACUUCCCGACAACAAACUGCUGUUUGGGAAGUCGUUGCUGCUAGAAGAAGUGGAAGCUGCCUUCUCAAGAGAACUCUCUCCCUCUCUGUUCUUAGAGUGGGUUUAGUUAUCCUUGCUGCAUGAAAAACGGGGGCCGGUUGCAGAUCACCUCACCGGGCGAUUCUUGGCCAGUGUCGGCCAGCCUGUGGCUUGGAGUGGGAAAUGUCAGGACAGUUUUUGGCUAAAGGAAGUAUGAGCUUGUUUGAGGGAAGUGAGAGGGAAGGUGAUUGGGCAGGCCACCUGUUCACAGGGUGGUUUUUUUAAAAAACUGGCGCCUCUGUGUAAGAUUCUGUACAUGCACCCUGUUCUAAAUGAAUUGGUGGCUGGGCUUGUUAGAACCUGUUAAGCAUCUCCCCUUGCCCUGCUUUUAAAGACUGGUUUACACAGGAGGCUGCAUGCAGAGCUGGGCUGCAUCAUGUUGUUGGUCAGAUUCUCCCCGUCACGAUUUUAUGCUGAGCAGAAUUUCCCAGCAAAGGAGGAGAGCUGCUGGUCAGGGAAGACUGUCCGGCUGAAGCCCACAAAAUGAGGCACUUUUUCUCCCAGUUUUGCUCUUUCACAAAAAUCUCAUAUUUAAGGAUAUGACUGGACCAAAACAAUUUUUUAAAAAGCUUCCCUUAUAUUAAAAUCACUUUUUAAAUGUUGCCCUGGUAAGGUUUGACAGUGUGCUCACAUUUUUGGAGUUUAUAAUUGGCCUAUUGCUCCACUUUUAAUCUGCUUGAUAGCUGGAGUGGCAUUAUAAUACCACUUUCCCCAGUUUGUUGUCACAGCUAAGCUGACAUGGUUUCUGCCUAAUGUCAUCGAUUACUGGUGUGCCUCCACCCCACCCCCCAUCCCCCAAAUUUGGAUUAGUCUGCAUGUUUCCAUGCUACACUGUUACUGCUUGGAAUGGCAUCCAUGUAGUGGCUUCUCCCACAGUGGCGUGGUUAGCUUGAUGCAGUAAUACUCUGCAUAGCGUUCUUGUGAACUGUGCUAGUAGUUUUCACAUCAGAGCCAGUAGCUGCCACAAAGAUGGCUUGAAAACUCUUCACGUGGUGUGCCUGAACUGCACAGGAGGCGGAGCCACCAUAGGGAGUUCAUUUCCUGCAGCACUAGUGUCAUAAAUGUGUGGACCAACUAAGAAAAGAACCCACAGACAAAGAAUCUACUGCAAAGACAGGAAUUUUGCCUCUGUGUAUUGCAACAGUGAUGGCUUUGGGAACUGAAUUUUGUAAGGCUGAGAUUGUCUUGGAAUAUCCGAAAGAUCUGUGGAACGGGUGUGUCAACAUCUGUGACUCUUUGAUGUCUGAAUUGUCCAGGUUGUUUGAGAAAAGAGCAUAUGUUGUCUAUAACACAAUACAAAGGAGGUGUUUGAAGUGGGGGUGGGGUGCAAACCAGGAUCCCAAAAGGCUAGUGUAGAAGAGUCGUUUUAUCUUUAAGGCAGUCAUGGGCUCUAGCUUCCUGGUAUUCUUCACACUUCUUCCAAUAGGGAGGAUUAGUGCAAAUUCCAAUUUGGACUUCUAAAAAUAUCAAAUGAAAUUAUUGGGGUUUAUGCAGUAAUGCAUAUUAUAUCUGUAGAGGUUGCAGUUCCAGGUACAGCAGAGACUGCUGGAACAAAAAAUGGGAGAAAGUACAGAAUUUUUCUGUAUCUGUCCAUUAAUGCAGGGGGGGUUGUUGUUAUUUUGGAGGGAAAUGGGAUUGCAUUACACAUGGAUGGCUGCGUGGUUUUCUGGUACAAGUAGAUGGUGAGAACAAAGUCUGAUAUUUUGCAGUUCAUAAUGACAGGUGCCAAGAGGUUCUGAUACGGGUUUUUGGGGUCUGUGAUGUACAGUGUGAAUAAACGCUUGCAGCUCUUAGUCUUUUUUGAUGAAUGAAGCACUUUUUUAUUAAUAUUUUUCUUUGUAUGUAAAGCAGGAAACUAUCUCCACAUAGCUGUAUAUAUAACCCUUUCCUAAAGAGGAGCAAAGUUGCUCCUUUAUAUUUUUCAGUUUUUUGU
Gekko japonicus is the source of this 6395-nucleotide messenger RNA. It is a transcript of the gene MTMR3, whose product is annotated as myotubularin related protein 3. NCBI's taxonomy places the organism in Eukaryota, Metazoa, Chordata, Lepidosauria, Squamata, Gekkonidae. Gene Ontology annotation, molecular function: protein phosphatase binding; metal ion binding; phosphatidylinositol-3,5-bisphosphate 3-phosphatase activity. The coding region runs from base 301 to 3948 and encodes 1215 amino acids. The record is from RefSeq and is a predicted model, not a curated record. Gene Ontology annotation, biological process: dephosphorylation; regulation of autophagy. The transcript is spliced from 22 exons.